UCAAGCAUGAAAAUAUUAUUGGAAUCAAUGACAUUAUCAGAGCUCCAACAAUUGAACAAAUGAAAGAUGUAUACAUUGUGCAAGAUCUCAUGGAGACGGACCUUUACAAGCUCUUAAAGACUCAACAUCUCAGCAACGACCACAUCUGUUAUUUCCUUUACCAGAUCCUGAGAGGAUUAAAAUAUAUCCAUUCUGCCAAUGUGCUGCAUCGUGACCUCAAACCUUCCAACUUGCUGCUAAACACCACUUGUGAUCUCAAGAUCUGUGAUUUUGGAUUGGCUCGUGUAGCAGAUCCAGAUCACGACCAUACUGGCUUCUUGACAGAAUAUGUAGCCACACGUUGGUACAGAGCUCCUGAGAUCAUGUUGAAUUCUAAGGGUUACACCAAAUCUAUUGACAUCUGGUCUGUAGGCUGUAUUUUGGCAGAGAUGCUGUCAAACAGACCCAUCUUUCCAGGAAAGCACUACCUUGAUCAGCUGAACCAUAUCCUUGGAAUACUUGGAUCUCCUUCCCAAGAAGACUUGAAUUGUAUAAUCAAUUUGAAAGCCAGAAAUUAUUUGCUUUCUUUACCAUACAAAAACAAGGUGCCAUGGAACAGGCUGUUUCCCAAUGCUGACCCCAAAGCUCUUGAUUUGUUGGAUAAAAUGUUAACCUUCAACCCUCAUAAGAGAAUUGAAGUAGAAGAAGCUUUGGCUCAUCCAUAUCUAGAGCAAUAUUAUGACCCAAGCGAUGAGCCUGUAGCUGAAGCACCCUUCAAGUUUGACAUGGAGUUGGAUGAUUUGCCGAAGGAAAAACUGAAAGAACUAAUUUUUGAGGAGACUGCCCGAUUCCAGCCAGGAUACAGAUCUUAAGUUGCAGUUGGAUAAAGGCAUUAAAGGGCUGGGCAUACUGCACACAGGUGUUCUCUUCCUGGUUCCUUAUCUCUGGCCAUGUCGUGUGGUCUCUCUCAGUUUAUCCACUAACUACUUCAAGCCAUUCAAGAGGGCAGUUUCUGGUAGUCCUGGCUUCUAUGCUUUCAACAGAUUCUUUAUUUAUGCCUGAGAAAUACUCCUAUGUGUAAUGUCCUUAUUGGCAUUUCGCAGUACUGUCCUUUCACAUACAUCUACUGUUGAUACGUUCUAUCUGCUUCCUUUCUGAUUUGAAAGAUGCAGCGUUUCGUUUCUGGUUUUCACCAAGAAGAUCAGUAAAAAGAUUUGCACCAUGAAACAAUUUUUCCCUUGGUUUUGUUAGUGGCAUUUUAAGGAAAAGCUAUGAUUUAAGGCACUUUAAGUCAGUGGCAUCCCCACUCUUUUGCACUUGCGUAAGCAGUAGAGGUUUACUUUAAUAAUACAGGCAAGCAGAGUGACAGCAUAGUCCAUAUUAAUGUUUAUGUGCUUGUUCUGGUUUCUUGUACUGUACCUAGCAAUUAAUGCAGGGCAUUUUACUCCAGACAUCUACAAAACUUGCUUUUUUAACCAAGCAAUGGAGGGGGAAAAACAAACCCCUCCCUUUUAGAGAUUCUAGGUACUUGAGCAAUGUUAAAGGAAUGGUACUUCUAGAGUUCCUGCUGUCUCAUAUUUACAGACGCGUGACGAGAGAAUGAUUUAGAACAAAGUUGCACACUUGCCGUUUUCCUUUGUGGAAAGCAUCUGUGAUGUAUAUCGGUAGAUGGGUUCCCAUGUGAUUUUUAUUGUAAUCUCAGUAUACGAUUGGGUACCAAUAAAAUAUUUCAGGAGUCCUUUUUUAAUAUAGCUUUUGAAUUUUAUGUGGUAUAUCCUCUGAUAAAGGAACACUGCAUCUUUAAAUGAGAAAGUUAGGAUUUACCUUUGAUCUCACAACAUGUCGACAUCUCACCUUUAUUUCUCAUAACUUGCCCUUGUCACAAACUCAGUGGAUUUGACAGCCUGUCACAUGAACUGCUGCUCUGUCAGAUACUUAUUCCAGCAUUAUUUAUAAUGCUGUGUUAGGGCCGCAAAACAAAGCUAUCGCUCAGUCAUGUUUCAUCUAUACCCUUUUUUCAAUGACAGCUCUUCAAGUAUUUGUUUCUGAAAUUGUAUGCUGUGGAGUUGACUAGAUGUUAUGUUCCAGUGCAGUGCCUCCUUUCCCCACUGCUCUGUGGUGAGAAAUUUGCCUUGUUUAAGAUAAUUACUGUGCCCUCGCAUGACUGUUAAAAGCUUUCUGUGCAAAGAUGACUGUCUUAAGUGCCACAUGCCUACAAUUGAAAAAAAAAAAGUUACCUCCGAGUUGUGUUAAACGAAAUAGGGGAAAAAAACUAGUCGUUUCUCUGCUCUGUUUUAUUUUGGCAGUGGUAAAGAAUGGAUUGUAUAAAGACUGCUUACUAUUAUGAACAAAAUCAUACUUGUAAUUAAUAAAUCAUCUUGUAUCUUUAUGUUAAGAUUUCAGAUAGCUUGAUUUGCUUUUGAUAAAGUGUUUAGAUGGAAUUGUGGCUUGUUUGGCUACUGUAGUAUUUAAGGAUGCUUGCAGGUGUAUAGCACUCGUUCUGUUUUUAGUAUAUUUUAAAAACCUAGAUUCUUGGCAUGUUUACUCAGUAUUAAGUCCCACUCAGAUCAAUAGGACUUACUUGCGAGGAACUGUAUAUAUAGGAUUGUGUGUUCCAGUUACCAAUCUGGCUAAAGUUAAUUAAGUUCCAUAGAAAGCAACAGGACUUAAGUUAAUCAUGACAAACUUGGUUCUGUUGGUUUCAGUGAGAUUUAGUCAGGUGAAACUUCAACUAGAUUGAGGCUCUGGUGCAAAAGAGUGCUUACAGGACUCAGAAUUUUAAGUUUUCCUUAAUGUAUAUUUAAAAUACUAGCCAGCUGAAGCUAAUGUUAAUGUGUGUGUCUUCAAAGGGCAUUUUCUAUGAACUCCUAUGAUCCAGACGCCUACUGUGUUAACCACAUGUUCAGAUUAUUGUAGGGACAAUCCUGGGCAGAUGUCACAAUCUCUGUGUUCCCACGCUUGACUGCUCAUACUGGGUGUGAAAACUUUUUUCUUUGUCUUUCUGCACAUCAUACCUUACCAAAACACUGUCCCUCGUUGAGUUGAAAGCCCCAGUUGUCUACCCGCAUGAUCAUUACAAGUUUAACAUGGUGAGCUUUGAAAGAUGACUGUUAAUGAAAACUCUAGUGGUAGUAGAACUCUGAUCUUAUUAUGGAAUGGUUUUGCCACCUUUUUUGUUUGUUUUGAGUCCCUGUGUUGGUUUUGAGUUUUGUUUUUUUAAAUUGUAUUAUAAACUACCUUAUUAACUUUCCAUCCCCACACAAAAAGCCAUGGGCACGAUGGGCUAAUAUCUGGUGCUUUGAAGCAUUCUUUCUGUCUGUUGCAGCAGGUAGGCGUGAAACCACUAAUUGCCAUCAUUGGAUGCUGCUGUGCUUUGAUCUCUAGUGGGAUUUUUGGCAGAAUGGGAAGUCUUUUAAAAGACUGUGCUUACAAUGGUGUGCUUUUUGCAUACACACUUCUAGUACCUAUGCUGUUCCUAUGUACCAUUUCUGGAACUUCCUACAAAAAACGAUGGCUACUCUGAGGUCACGUUAGUAAUGCGGUUAAGAGUUCAGAGAUCUUCGGUUUAAGGACUGCAUCUGUCGUGGUUGAUGUGAGCUGAAUGGAGAAGUGGAUAUUGCCUGUUCCACUGUGUGAAUUCCUUGAAUUCUUAUUCACUUUGGAGACUAUGCAUAUUGAACAGGCAAUAUACUAAAUUAACGCUGUCAGCCUGUGGAUAUUCUCCAUUCCACUUGUACUAGUUAUGACACAUUCUGUCUGUCAAACAUUCCAGCCUUAAGUUAACAGGUACCUUGCAGUGCAUAUGGGUGCAUUGUGAUGACGUUCUGUAGCCUGGCUGUGAUUGAACUCUGCUUUAAGGCCUAAACUUUCCUAAAGCCAUAUGUUUGUGUGCCAUUCAUGGGGAGCCUGGUAAUGCAUGCUGUGCUUUCAAGAGACAACUGCAUUAACAGAGGUUAUACUUGAUCAUUGCAAAAGGACUUUUGAUGGUGUUAAUGGAAGACAACCUGUUUCCACUGUAAAAAUGUUGAGUGUGAAGCUGCCUUAUAACAAGUCGGGCCGUUGACCUACCUAGCCCAGCACUCUUGAUCCUGACUGGCAGUUGCUUUCAAAAGUCUCUGGCAGAGGUUUCUCUCAGCUCUGCUAAGAUAAGUUUUUGACUGGAUAUGCCAGGGAUGGAACUUGGGACCUUCUGGCAUGCCAGCCUAAAGCUCUGCUGCUGAGCUAUGGCCCUGCCCACGCUAUGAUCUGUUCAUAACUUGCCUGAAAGAUGUUAGCUGACAGAAUGUAGUGGGGAUUUAGUAACUUUUAUGAAUAAACUGGUUUCUGUACAUCUUUAUUACACAGCCUGUUGCUUUAGUGUAACAAUUUUAAAAACAGCUCAGAUAUCGCAUUCAUAGCCUAUGAUUUUAUUCCCUUGCAUAGUACUUCUAUAUUUAUAAAAGCAAUGUUUUGAAGCAAUCCCGAGUUUAAGGGAAAGUAUUUUUGUAAGUGUAGUGAUUCAAGUCCAAGAAAUUCUUUAACAUAAGUUUGAAAUACAUUCAUGCUUUAAAAAAACAGCAACACUGAAAUACAAUGCUAAAGAAAUGAAAAGUGCACAUUAGUAAAGUACAUUCUAGUCAUCUGUUUUGUAGCAUGCGCUGUAACCAGGACUGAAAUGGAAUAUUGGAAUAUGGCGAUAGCGCUAACCUGGUGAGCCCAGAACAAACUUCUCCAAGGCUGCAGCAGGCUUACUUGGCUAUUGUUGCCUUUUCUUGUGGUGUUUCAGUGUCGAGCGAGCACUCCUAAGGAAGUACUUUUGCUUUGUAUUUGCUUUGUACUGUCGGUGCCUUAGUCACGUACCCCAGACAUCCCACAUAGCUAAAUUUUAGUUCGUGUUUAAGUUAAAAACUAAAGCAGAAUUUUAUAAAAGUUUUCUGUAUGUUACAUUAUAACUAAACAUUU
Gekko japonicus is the source of this 4920-nucleotide messenger RNA. RefSeq names its product mitogen-activated protein kinase 1 (gene MAPK1). Gene Ontology annotation, molecular function: ATP binding; MAP kinase activity. NCBI's taxonomy places the organism in Eukaryota, Metazoa, Chordata, Lepidosauria, Squamata, Gekkonidae. The record is from RefSeq and is a predicted model, not a curated record. Gene Ontology annotation, biological process: intracellular signal transduction; protein phosphorylation. Bases 60 to 851 code for a protein of 263 amino acids. Gene Ontology annotation, cellular component: cytoplasm; nucleus. The transcript is spliced from 8 exons.